AGAUGGUGACCGAUCAGGAAAGUGGGCCGAGUGAUUCUUCAGUGGAACUGACAGAUGAUCUGGAGGAGGACUUGUGUAAAGUUUGGGACAUGGCUAUGGAUAAGGAUGUGGCUGUUUUUCUUCAGGAGUUCAAAGCUCAAGACAUCUUGCUGGGUGUGAUCGCAAAGUCACGUAGUCCGCGGCUCACGGAAAUCUGUGUUGGAAUUCUGGGUAAUAUGGCCUGUUUCCACGACACAUGUGUAUCUCUCAGCCAGAGCUCUGACCUGUGCUCUGUGUUACUUCUUCUGCUCGGGGACAAUGAUCCACCUACGCUCUUGGAGACUUGCAGGCUCCUGCUAACGUGCCUGUCUCAGCCUGAUGUCGCCCCUCUGUGGCUGGAGAGGAUACGGCAGCAGCCGGCGGUGUGUGGCAGUCUGUGUUUCAUCAUGAGCAGCUCCACCAAUGUGGAUUUGCUGGUUAAGGUUGGGGAGCUGGUGGAUAAGCUCUUUGAUGAGGAUGAGGAGAUGAUGAAGAGUUGGGUGUCCACCCCAGCCAGCGACAGUGACCCAAACAAGGACACACAGCAGGACAUCGCGUCUUCUCUGCUUGAGGCGGCCACACAGCUUAGGUCAGAAAGUCCAGAGGCUCUUGAAGUGUAUCUUCAUUCACUCCAGCUUCUGACUACAGUAGAAGAGGGCAUGCAGGCUCUGGUAUCAGAUGGAGCUUGUGGUCACGCGGUGUGGACGUUUGUGUGUAAGAUAGUAUGUGAGGAUUUAUGUCAAGCAGACGAUCCUCCUCUCAUCCUGCAGGAGCAGAAAGCUCUCCUGGCCCCAGCGCUCGCCUUACUCUCAGCGUUACACUCCAGCCUGCAGACAGCUAUCAGUACAGAAUUAUUAGGAAGUCUUAUUCGCAUUCUGCAGUUCAAUACUGAAUGGCGUCAGAGCCGAACAGCUGAAAACUCCGAAUCGGAAGAGAGUCAGAAAGAAGAAGUGAAGCAAGAGGAAGAUGAACAGCUCAAGGCUUUAGUCGAAACCACAGCAGAGUUCCUCUCAGCCGUCCUUAUGCAACUGAAUAAGGAUCUGUUGUCAUCUAUAGUCAAGGAAGGGUGUUUGACAGAGAGAAGCUGUGUGUCUGCUGUUGGCACCCUCGUACCUCAACAUAUAACGGCGGUCCAGCACCUGGUUAGCUUGUUGUCAGAAGUGGAACCGAAACUGGCAGACAUUAUAAAAAAGGACUUUUCUAUUUCAACCAAUGUGUCAAGCUGAAGCAUCUAAAAGGAAACAUUCUUCAGCGAAGUUCUCCGACCCAAAAGACUGGAGAUAAGUUCAUCUCCUUAUAAAAGGACUCGUCUUUUGUUUUGAUACAACAAAAAAUAAAAUGGCUUUCGUUAUAUCUUAAAAUAUUUGUUUCAAUUGUGUAUAUUAUCGUUUUGUUUGUAUACACCAGCAUUUCUAUUUAGUAAACA
Sinocyclocheilus grahami is the source of this 1444-nucleotide messenger RNA. RefSeq names its product protein saal1-like. The transcript has 11 exons. Gene Ontology annotation, cellular component: nucleoplasm. Gene Ontology annotation, biological process: positive regulation of synoviocyte proliferation. The record is from RefSeq and is a predicted model, not a curated record. Bases 3 to 1244 code for a protein of 413 amino acids. NCBI's taxonomy places the organism in Eukaryota, Metazoa, Chordata, Actinopteri, Cypriniformes, Cyprinidae.